Impatiens glandulifera is the source of this 831-nucleotide messenger RNA. Its product is annotated as aspartic proteinase CDR1-like. Gene Ontology annotation, molecular function: aspartic-type endopeptidase activity. Gene Ontology annotation, cellular component: extracellular region. The transcript is spliced from 2 exons. Gene Ontology annotation, biological process: proteolysis. NCBI's taxonomy places the organism in Eukaryota, Viridiplantae, Streptophyta, Magnoliopsida, Ericales, Balsaminaceae. Bases 1 to 831 code for a protein of 276 amino acids. The record is from RefSeq and is a predicted model, not a curated record.
AUGGCCGAUGUAAUACGUGGCUCUGAGUCCCGCUUGUCUCAUUUCAAUCAUAUCUUAGAACUUUCCAAUAACAAAGCAAAGAAACCUAAUGGCACAUAUGCGAGAAUUAUGCCGACUUAUUCGACGUACCUCAUGGAGAUUUCCAUUGGAACACCACCAGUCAAGCAGUUCGUGGUCUCGGACACCGCAUCCGAUGUCACAUGGACCCAGUGCCUCCCAUGUGUGAAUUGUCACGAGCAAGAGCAAAUCAUGUUUAAUUCCAAAAAGUCAUCUUCUUAUAAGGCAAGCAGUUCGGGAGAACUAGCCUUGGAGACAUACAAAUUGGGUCGCACUUCGUUCCCGAAUAUGGUUUAUGGGUGUGGGAAUUACAAAAAUAGCAUGAGUAUUGAAAAAGUUUCCUCCGGUGUGUUUGGACUUGGAAGUGGGCCUCUCUCGUUCAUUGGUCAGCUUCGCGAAUCUUUGGGUAGAAAGUUCUCAUACUGCCUAGUAUCUCAUUCAAAACGAAAUGUAAGAAGAAAGUUCACCUUAAGAAAUUUAGGUAGCAAGCUCAACUUCGGCACUAGAGCGAUCGUGUCUGGGCGCGGAGUGGUGUCCACCCCCUUGGUCACCAAGCCUUCUUCACCAUUAUAUUAUCUCACAUUGGAAGCAAUCAGCGUAAACAAUAAGAGAAUUCCGUUCACAAGAUUAAACAGAUCCAUGGAAGAAGGGGGAGUUGAUAUUAUUGAGGAGGGUAACAUCAUAAUAGACUCAGGCACGCCAAUAACUUCUUUACCGACCAAUAUUUACCAAACUCUUAAGGAUGAACUUAAAAGGUCGAUUCAUGCUGAAUAA